AUGGGCAAAAAACGAAUAAUGAACGCUUUUAGGAGUACUAAGGAGUCUCCGUAUUUUAAGAGCAUCACUACCGCAAUCCAGCAGAAUUUCAUCUACGAUGAGGAACAGGCCGCCAAUUUGGCCGCACAGGUGCCUGAUGAUGCCCAGAUACUGCUCUAUAGAACCUACACCCGGUACAUGAACGGCGAAUUCGUCACCGACGUUUCAGGCUGUAUAUUUUGUCCCGGAGUGAUGAAUCGGAAAAACAAGCUCAUGAUGUCGCUGGUACACCGUUUGUCCAAGUCCAACGUCUCGUCUUCUACUGUUAACCAGAUAGAAACGGAAUUGGAGGACUCCUUGACACACCCAGACACUAAAGGCCUCGACUCCGAUACUGCCUCGACCGUGUCGUCUGGGUCACAAACUACUGACUCUUCUCCCGCCCACGAUACAAUCCGCGACCGCAUGCAGGGAAUUAUGGCCAGAACGAUCCCAAAGACUCCACUCAACAUCACUCUGUACUCGGAGGACCAAACGGACUCGCUGCUGGGUGCCAAUCUGUAUUCCGACAGCGUUGGUGCGUUCAAUAUUUCGGUGGCAUCAUCAUACAAGCCGUCUUUUAUCUCUGUAUCGUCUGUGGACAACCCAAACAUUACUCAGACACAGGAAGCCAAUGUGAUUGGGUCGAAGGGAGUGAGCGUCAUUACAGACAUAGAUGAUACGGUCAGAAUUACGGGUGUGUUGGGCGACAAGCGAGAAUUGUUCAGAAAUGUGUUUGCCAAGGAGUUUAGUGAAUGUGAGAUCCCGCGGGUUGCUAACUGGCUGCAACAGCUAAAAUCUAAAUAUCACUGUCCAAUCCAUUAUGUGUCGAACUCGCCAUGGCAGAUAUACAACAUAGUGUCUGGAUUCAUGGAUUAUGUCGGCUUGCCGGUCGACAGCAUUAGUCUGCGUCAGUAUUCAGGCAACCUGAUAGCAUCUUUUACAAUGCCCUCCGCAGAACGGAAAAAAGACUCGCUUAUCAAAUUAUUCAAGGACUUCCCUAAUAGAAAAUUCAUUUUGAUCGGGGACGCUGGAGAACAGGACGUGGAGGCUUAUGCACAACUGGUGAAGCUUUUCCCCACGCAGGUUCUUGCAGUCUAUAUUCGUGCUUUGAACGGUGCAUUUUCGUCCAACGGCGAUGACGUCAAGGUGUUGAAAGAACUGCAGAGCGUACUGGCUCUUCGAAAUCCCGCCACAGAUGCCAAAAAAAAGAAGUUUUCGCCGAUCCCGCCUCCAAAGCCAAAGGUGUUACAGGGAGAACCGUUAAGAUCGACAGACUCCUCCAAAGACCACAGAUCCUACAGAGAUACACUACGGUCCCCUAAACUCCAUCGGGAGUUCAUCAAGACUCAAAUAUCCAACACGCUCUCGCAUUCCGCAGACUAUAUACCCUUGGAUACACCACCGCUCCCCAAGCGCAGCUACAUGAGGAGUGACAACAGUCUCUCGAACACCAAGUCGCCGUCGCCGUCACCACCCCCAGUUCCGCGUCGCCCGACGGACUCUAUGCGCUACGCGCCACACUCGCCAACCAAAAGCUUCUCGAACUCGCAGCAGCAAGCAGAAAGCCCCUCGGAUGAGUACACUUUUGAUCGGAAAAAGGAACUGUGGAAAGAGCGCGUGUACCAUGUUGUGAGCGAGUAUCCGCCAGAGGUCGAUUUCCGGUUCUGGUGGGACGCCGCGGACGUGAUGGAUGCUUCGUUUAGCGCCAUCAAGAGAGCCAAAUAG
This is a messenger RNA of Ogataea polymorpha, 1746 nucleotides long. RefSeq lists its product as uncharacterized. The coding region runs from base 1 to 1746 and encodes 581 amino acids. The transcript has a single exon. NCBI's taxonomy places the organism in Eukaryota, Fungi, Ascomycota, Pichiomycetes, Pichiales, Pichiaceae. Gene Ontology annotation, cellular component: actin cortical patch. Gene Ontology annotation, molecular function: phosphatidate phosphatase activity. The record is from RefSeq and is a predicted model, not a curated record.